AUGACGGGCCUAGAACUAGUAGUUGCAGGAUGGUUUGCAGUUAAUGUCAUCUCUAAGUUGGCCGACCAGGUUGUAUCCCUCGUCAAGAAGCAAAUCAAGUAUCAGAAGGGUGUCAAGCGCAAGCUGAAAACUCUUGCAGAAGAUCUUAAGAAGAUUCAAGCUGCCAUCUAUUCAGCUUGCAGGCUGCAAAUCACCAACCCUGCCUUGCAACACUGGAUGUUGGAACUCAUGGAUGCGGCUAAAGCUGCCGAGAAUGUGCUGAACAAGUUCAGUUGCAACGUCGCCGGAGAAAGAGAAGAGCCUGCUCGUCCUCGUGGAUUUACCAAAUCAACAGGUACAAUUGUUAAACGUCUCUUUUUUCAUGAUCGGUACCUGGAUGAAUUGAACGAUGUCUUGAACAGAUUUGGAAAAGUUGCUGCUGAGAUGGGUAAUUUCCUCAAACUGGUUGAAUUAGAUCUAGUUGUAAGGAAGCAUCGUGAAAUGCUUGGGGGGCAACAGACAACCUCCAUGCCGAUCGAAUCCAACGUAGUUGGCCGCGAUAAUGAGAGAAAUGAUAUGGUGAAUUUUUUGUUGGCGACAGGUAACAGUUACGUAUGCGGUAACGAUGUGAACUUUGCUGUUGUUUCCAUAGUUGGCAUUCAUGGUGUUGGAAAAACUACUCUUGCUCGCUGUGUCUACAAUGAUAGAAAUAUACAGGGGCAUUUUGAUAUCAAGGUAUGGCUCUGUGUUUCUGAUGAAUUUAAUGUGAAAAGACUCAUGAUCGAGAUCAUAGAGUCUGCUUGUAUCCAGAGACCUCAUGAUCUACAUAGACUAAUAAACUUGGAUACCAUUCAAGGAAUUCUUAAUCAAGUGCUUAUGGAGAAGAAGUUUUUGGUCGUCUUUGAUGGCAUAAGGAGUGAUCAGAUAAUUGCUGGGUGGGAAACCCUGUGGCCAUCAUUUAAGUUCGGGAAAAAGGGAAGCAGAAUUAUACUGACAACAUGUGAUCAAAACAUAGGAGAGAUGAUGGAGAUGAAAACAAUAAACUUGAAGGGCAUAGAAGGCCAGGACUAUUGGAGAUUGUUCGAACAAUGGGCGUCUAGAGGUGUGAACCCGAGAGAUCUUCCAAUACUGAAAUCGGUUGUCAAGCAAAUAGCUCCCAAGUUGGGGGGAUCUCCUUUGGCAGCGAAGAUGGUGGGACUUAAGAUAGCAUCUAUGCUAAGGGAACAGGGGCAGAAGAUCAUGCAAAGCAAAUUAUGA
Messenger RNA from Phoenix dactylifera (date palm), 1236 nucleotides. NCBI's taxonomy places the organism in Eukaryota, Viridiplantae, Streptophyta, Magnoliopsida, Arecales, Arecaceae. The record is from RefSeq and is a predicted model, not a curated record.